Molecule: messenger RNA, 2899 nt
Organism: Salvelinus sp. IW2-2015
Lineage: Eukaryota; Metazoa; Chordata; Actinopteri; Salmoniformes; Salmonidae
Source: RefSeq, a predicted model, not a curated record
UUGAUUGGCUCUGAAGUGUUCCGUCAAAAGUCUUGCGACAUUUUUUCAACACAAAAAAAAGUAGGUAUUGAAGUCGAGACGUUUCGGUGUCCGACCCGACACUGCGAUUCUCACACACCACCACAUCCGCACGGAUUUAAACUCCUCUUUUGGAACUGACUGAACGGGACCCAGAAGUACGCUGUUCAUUGAGUGAUACAAAGUAACCGAAAAGGAAUCGUUUCAGCUACUUUGUAGCAAAGGAAUAUUGACUGUUAAAUCUCGAACAAAGAUGACUUCAUUCAAUAAGGGACCAGCCUACGGAUUAUCAGCAGAGGUGAAAAGCAAAAUCGCAGGGAAAUAUGACAUGCAAAAGGAGGAGGAGCUUCGGUUCUGGAUCGAGGAAGUGACGGGGAUGGCCAUAGGAGAGAACUUCCAGAAGGGCCUGAAGGACGGAAUCGUCCUGGGAGAAUUGAUAAACAAACUGCAGCCCGGCUCGAUAAAGAAAAUUAACCACUCACAACUGAACUGGCACAAGGUAUCUGACCUCCGUCACAGGUAUCUGACUCCGUCCACAGGUAUCGUACCCUCCGUUAACAGGUAUCUGACGCUCCGUUACAGGUAUCUGGACCUCCGUUACAGGUAUCUGAACCUCCGUCACAGUAUCGACCUCCGUCGCACAGGUAUGCAGACCUCCGUCACAGGACAGACCUCCGUUCACAAGGGUAUCAGACCUCCGUCACAGGUAUCAGACCUCCCGUCACACAGUAUCAGACCUCCCGUCACAGCUAAUCUGACCUCCGUCACAGCUAUGCUGAACCUCCGUCAAGCUACUGACCUCCGUCACAGCUAUCUGAACCUCCGUCACAGCUAUCUGAACCUCCCCGCCCAACCCCCUCACAGCUAUCUGACCGUCCGUCAACAGCUAUCUGACCUCGUCACAGCUAAUCUGACCUCUCGUCACAAGCUAUCUGACACUCCGUCCACAGGUAUCUUUGACCUCCGUUACAGGUAUGCUGAACCUCCGUUACGGUAUCUGACCUCCGUCACACAGAUGGGGACCAACAAGUGUGCGAGCCAGGCUGGUAUGACAGCGUACGGGACCAGGAGACAUCUUUACGACCCAAAGACCCAGACAGACAAGCCUUACGACCAGACCACAAUCAGUCUGCAGAUGGGCACCAACAAAGGAGCCAGCCAGGCCGGUAUGUCCUGCCCGGGAACGCGUCGUGACAUCUUCGACAAUAAGCAGGUGCAGCAAGUGGACAACUCCACCAUCUCCCUGCAGAUGGGCACAAACAAGGCAGCGUCCCAGAAGGGCAUGAGCGCAUAUGGCCUAGGACGCCAGGUGUACGACCCCAAGUACUGCGGCCCGCCCACCGAGCCUGUCAUUCAUGCCGACGGGAGCCUGGGCACUAACUGCUCAGAGAUCAGCGACAGUGACUAUCAGGCUGAGGAGUUCCUCCAGGAGGGAGAGGAGUACCCAGCUUAUCAUGAAGAGGACAACUACAGCGACGUGGCCCACUACAACGAGGUCGACCAGGGCAUCGACUAUUAGGGCUGUCCCCUGAGGGCCAUCCGGCACUAGCCUGGUCCCAGAUCUGUCUAUGCUGCCAGACUCAUCCGGCUCCACCAUAACAGCCGCUAGACGGAACAGUUAAACAGUGCCUUUUAUCCACGACAAACAGAGAGUCUUUUUCCUCUGUAGUCUUUUUAUUGUAUUCUUUUUAAAUUGAAGCCUGAGAUGAAAUAUUGCCUUGAGUUCAUUACUUCUUCACCUCCCAGCUCUUCUUCCAUUAUAAGCAGCAGUGGUUUCAGUCAGUUAGAAACAUGUAAUGUCCUGAGAUCCAGUGUUUAGGAUGUGCUAUAUUAGGAUUGAGAACCUUCCUUCUAAAUCGACUGUUACAUUAUGAGGUAUGGGACAUUGUGACGUAAACGUUGCAUCAUCUGCAGCCAUUCCACUUUUUUUUAAUCCCCAGACUUGCUUUAAUGAUUGACUCAUCCCUUUAAGGGAAUUCACACAAUCAUGCCAGUCUUAAAAGCUUCACCAGCUGCUUUUAUCUUUUUAAAAAUGUUUACCCAUCUCCUAGCCAACCUAAAAUGACCAAUAUUACUUUCUUUAUUUUAUUGAUACAAAUCAAAGUGAGUGAAAAAUGUUUGAGGAGUCAGGACAUUUAAUCUAUUUCAUUUUAGCAGGUUUCAAUCUCAACCAAAUGGACCAUUUAGCUUUAUCCUGAAGUGAGUCAUUUCGAAUGGCUUUUCCAUUAGACCAGAUGACCAAACCAGAAUGUUCGGCUUUUAUUGCGUACAGUAUGGCUAAUCUUAUCACACCAUGUUAUUUAACCAGGAAAAUAGCCUUGAGGUUAGAAACCUCAUUUUUUUAUGAGGGGUGACCUGGCAAGAAAUCAGCAGGAAGUAGUCAGUGUGUACACACAAUACAUUAAACACUAUUAGAAUGGUCAAUUACAUUCCCUUUUCUAUCAGAGCUUUAAACUCAGUCAACGGCACCAUCUCUUCCAGUUUUAAAGUAUUUUGUAGUUUGUUCAAAGUCCAAGAAAUGUUGGAUUGUUUCCCCAUUUCUGUUUUUUCCCUAGGAGCUGACUGAGAGUGGAGACUGUAGGAUUGUGACGGUGCUAGUCAGGAGCAAAUAUAUUUAAGGAGUAUUACAAGCACUGCCUUGUACACAAAUAUGUCCCAGUGCCUUCUGGUAGGAAACGAGGGCCACUUCACCAUGUUAUAUAGUUGCCAGUGAUGGGUGAGUGGUCUUGCAUUAGUUAUGACCCUUAGUGCUCAUUAAUACACUACAUUCAGCAUGAUCCAACACAGAUAAAAAAAAACAUGGCCUUCGCACAAGAUCUUUCCUAACUGACAUAGAAAAACAAGAUUUGUUCCUAAAAAUAAAAAUCUAAUUUCAGCUUCA